AGCUGGUCGAAGAAAUUCUCAGUCUCGAUUCGACCAUUUUCUUCUCUCUCUCAUGAGCUUGAUUCCUCGCGAGGCUCGUGUUGUCGCAGCAAUCCGUCGUUCGCCCCCGCAGCCUGCAUGAGUUUGUGCGUGGGAGGCUCGAGCAACGCCUGGUCCUUCAAGCUCAGGCACUUGAGGAAGCUCGGGAUUGGUGACUCGCCAACGCCAUGCCCCUCGCCGCCGCCGCCGUCGCCGUCUCCGCCGCGAAUCCGCUCUCGCUCCCCGGUCUCGCUCGUUCUCCGCCGCGGCAUUCCCCUCGCGUUCGCCAUCGCCUCACUUCUCGCCGAUGGUUGAACUUCACCAACCGCACGCUCGAUUCUGGAAGGUUUGACCAUUUGAGCUCCAGGUGUUCGAUAACAAAUACAGACGUACAGUAUGAUCAUGUUGCCACAGAUGAUGAGGUUUUGAGUGAAAAAUCAGUCAUAGAAGCUCACUGUCCAGUCCCUAUUGUUCACCUUAAACCUGACAUCCUUGAGUCUGACUCUGCAAGUUUACUAACUGAAAGAGCUUUUGUGGAUAGUCUCUUGACAGCAUUGCCUGUUUUGUCACUGGAGGAGCAGAAUGCCCUUGCAGCCAUUCCAGCCCACCCGGCAGGCUUAUAUGCCUUGUAUGCCACUUGCUUAGCUGGAAAUCUGGUGGAACAGUUAUGGAAUUUUGCUUGGCCAUCGGCUAUAGCACUGCUUCACCCAAGCCUUCUUCCUGUGGCAGUCAUGGGGUUUAUUGCAAAGCUUGCAAUAAUUGCUGGAGGCCCUUUAGUUGGAAAGCUCAUGGAUUCUUUUCCCAGAUUGCCGGCAUAUAACUUUUUAAAUACUCUUCAGGCAGCAGCUCAGUUGUUAUCUGCGGCGAUGAUAAUUCGAGCUCAUUCAAUUCCUUCUACUUCUGCAUCGGCUGUGAUUCUUUGUCCUUGGUUCAUCGUGCUUGUAUUAGCUGGUGCUCUGGAGCGGCUGUGCGGCAUAGCCCUUGGGGUUGCUAUGGAGAGGGAUUGGGUCGUGCUGUUAGCGGGUGUCAAUAGGCCGAUUGCACUCGCUCAAGCCAAUGCUAUUCUUAAUCGGAUUGAUCUUCUUUGCGAGAUUGCUGGAGCCUCUCUGUUUGGCAUUCUUCUUGCCAAAUACGACCCAGUGACCUGCUUAAAGUCGGCUGCUGGUUUAAUGAUAUGCUCGUUGCCUGUGACGGUUCUUCUAACAUGGUUGACAAACAAACUUUCAACUGGUGUUUUGGAUCGCCCUAAAUCCUUGCAUAAUUGUUGCAAAUCAUGCAACGGCGGAACUGUAAAUGAGACUGAUAGUAUGGCAGGUGUAGGUGUAGAAGCUAUCAAGCUGGGUUGGAAGGAAUACAUACAUCAGCCUGUUCUACCUGCAAGCCUUGCUUAUGUGCUUUUGUACUUUAACGUGGUUCUGGCUCCAGGAAGUCUGAUGACAGCAUUCUUGACACAGCGUGGUUUGAAUCCAUCCGUAAUUGGAGGAUUUAGUGGGUUAUGUGCCUUUAUGGGUGUUGCGGCAACAUUUGUGUCUGCAAACCUAGUCAAGCACCUUGGAAUAUUGAAGGCUGGAGCAGCAGGUUUACUCUUUCAGGCUUCACUUCUUACCAUUGCUGUAGCUGUGUACUGGAGUGGAUCUCUUUCUCAGCAGUGCCCUCUUCUCCUUUUCCUCUCGUUGAUCGUAUUGUCAAGGUUGGGUCACAUGUCGUAUGACGUGGUCGGGGCACAGAUUCUUCAAACCGGGAUUCCAUCUUCCAAGGCUAAUCUUAUUGGGACGAUGGAGAUAUCUGUAGCAAGCUUGGCAGAGUCUGUGAUGUUGGGAGUAGCAAUAGUUGCCAAUGAUUCUUCACAUUUUGGAAUUUUAGCGAUGUUGUCACUUAUGUCUGUGGUUGGGGCGGCUUGGAUGUUCUGUAGGUGGUUGUUGAACCCAACAGACGAGCAAAGGAGUCUUUUUGCUUUCGAUGUUCAGUAAUAGCUUGUAAAUGUCUGUACAAGUUCAGUAGCUUUAGAAAAAUCCAUUUUUCUUCAUAGAUGCACAUUGCAUUCAGAAGAAUCUUUUGUAGGAUGCAUCCAGAAACUGCUGACAUCACAUGGACAUUGGUCUCAUCAUUUAUGCCAGAGGCAAUAAUCCUCCUGAUUGUGAGUUUACU
Molecule: messenger RNA, 2166 nt
Organism: Rhodamnia argentea
Lineage: Eukaryota; Viridiplantae; Streptophyta; Magnoliopsida; Myrtales; Myrtaceae
Product: solute carrier family 40 member 3, chloroplastic
Exons: 14
Coding region: 207-1988 (593 amino acids)
Biological process (GO): iron ion transmembrane transport
Cellular component (GO): membrane
Molecular function (GO): iron ion transmembrane transporter activity
Source: RefSeq, a predicted model, not a curated record